This is a messenger RNA of Eurytemora carolleeae, 569 nucleotides long. RefSeq names its product zinc finger MYND domain-containing protein 19. The transcript is spliced from 7 exons. Lineage: Eukaryota; Metazoa; Arthropoda; Copepoda; Calanoida; Temoridae. Bases 1 to 507 code for a protein of 168 amino acids. The record is from RefSeq and is a predicted model, not a curated record.
AUGAGGCUCGGAGACGAUUUUGAUUGGCUAGGAGUUGGCUUGGAAACCAUUCUGCAAAUUAGGUGGAUCCGGAGAUUAGAGAACCUUAUUCUAGUUCCACUAGCAAUAGGAGAUAGAUGGUGUAGUCAUCCCAAUCAUAGUUUUUCAACCAAACCAGGAGCACCAGGAUUUGAUAUUGAGGGGUCUCUGUAUUGGGCAGCAAUUCUUCAGCUUCCAUAUGAUCCAUUAGAUGAGUAUGCUGAGAGUGUGGUUGUGCGAACCUGUAACCAAGAUGGAGUAAUUACUGAAGAGGAAGACGACAGUCAGUGCUACUACGAAUGCAGGUUUGGUCCCUGUAUUGCUGUAGAGAAGGAUUUAAGGGAAUUUUCUAUUUGUGGACGCUGCCAGGAAGCAAGAUACUGUGGCGCGGCAUGUCAGCAACGUGACUGGAGUAAUCACAAGCGCAUUUGCCGCGAGAAACGACGCGCUUUCCCGCUUAUUUUCACAGAAGCUGAACCAGACAGAUAAUGCGGGAAUAGAAAUUUGAGAAAAUCCGCAAUCUAGUUUUAUCGGAAGGAAGCACAACUAUA